This is a messenger RNA of Ilex paraguariensis (yerba mate), 791 nucleotides long. NCBI's taxonomy places the organism in Eukaryota, Viridiplantae, Streptophyta, Magnoliopsida, Aquifoliales, Aquifoliaceae. The record is from the annotation of a GenBank genome assembly.
CUCUCUCUCUCUCUCUCUCCAAGAUUUAAAACCAAGAAAUUGUUUACAAGCUCUCACCCACCUUCUUAUAAACCUCAUCUCUCAUUCCAUUGAUUCAGUGUGGUGUGGCUGUGGCUGUGAAUAAAAACAUUAAAAAAACAGAAGAUCUAGGGAAGCAAUGGGUAAUGGAUAUCAUCAGAGUCAUCUUCAUCACCAAAACUUCCAUAACAGAAGCACUUUCUUGCCGACUUUGUGCCGAGUAUCGAUCAAAGACAUAAAGCUCUCGAGAGCACAUUCAUCCUCCUCCGAUGACCCUUCAUCCCCAAGAGUCAGCUGCAUGGGCCAGGUCAAGAGAAACAACAAAGUCAAUGGCUUCCCAACUCCAUACAAAUUCCACUCUCCAACUUCCACCACCACCAAAGCUCAUCCUCACAACCACCACAUGAAAUACACAAAGCUCAAGAGGCUGCUUUCUGGCAAAAACCUAACUGCCACCACCACCACUGCCCCCGCCGCCGCCAUCGCCACUAGUAGCGGUUGUAAUAGCAGAAGAGGCAUGAUUAUAUGUGAUACUAGAAGGCCCAGGUUCAAUUAUCAUAAUAAUGUCCCAGUCAACAUUGUUGAAUUGGAUCCGCCUUUGCCGGUGGUCCGAAGGGUGGAGCCUCCGGCCACUGGCCGUGAUGAAGGUAAUCUAUGGAAGAGAAGAUCUGGUAAGAUGGCAUUGAAAGGUUUACAGAUUGAACAAAUUAAUGUACCUGACAAUCAGUACUUACCACCAGCAUCCAUAUGAAGUGAGACUCCAAUAUUUCAAG